Molecule: messenger RNA, 1050 nt
Organism: Suillus discolor
Lineage: Eukaryota; Fungi; Basidiomycota; Agaricomycetes; Boletales; Suillaceae
Exons: 3
Coding region: 120-917 (265 amino acids)
Source: RefSeq, a predicted model, not a curated record
GCUUACGUUUACCUGCCAUGAAACUAAAGUCAGAAUUUAGUUUGCAGGCCAAAAAAUGUAUAUAAAAGCAGCGUGUUGCAAAGGCUUGCAAGCAUUCGUGUGGAACUCAGUGUUUCAGAAUGAGCUUGUGUUUGCGAAGCACCCAGUUGACAUCGUCUUCACGCCAGUCAGGGUCUGCUCCUGAUCAAGCUUCAUUGAGAAGCGUACAACCAUGUCUCGAGUACCUUGGCCGAGUCUAUGCUAUGCCAGGCAGUGUUUAUAAGGAAAUACUGGAACUACACACCCGCAUCACGGAGCUUGUCACCUGCCAAUCAGAAAUCACCAUGGGGGUUGAGGGUACCUUGGAUAACGACAUAGACUCUCAGGCAAUCAUUGAUGGCUCUGAGUCUCAGACAAUCCUGCCUCUUGCCACGCUAGAUGAACUCAAUGGCGUUUCACCGUCGUUGACUCCACCAGACCUCUCCAUCUUAGUAGAAUCGUUAGCAUUCCAAGGACAACUUUCAGACAUAGAGUACGGUCCUGUAGGGUUUGCUAGCCCUCUACCGCCUGAGGGUCUUCCCAUCAGUGGACUUCCCCAAGACCUGUUUCUCACUGGCAGCUAUAGACUCGAUGUACCUGACUUCUUGUCUCAGUACGACACGUACUUUGAUGGAAAGAUGAUGUCCGAGUCCGAGUCUUCAGCAAGUCGCGACCAACAAUCAAGUGAUCGCAUUCAAGUUGCGCAGGCCGACCAAGAUAAAGUAAAGUGCAUCUGGUCUGGAUGCUCAAAGGCUCUCAAGAAGGGCAGUCUCACCCGUCAUAUAAACGAGACACACCGGCGGAAAGUCAAGGCUGUCUGCGCUCGCUGUGGAAAGAGGUUCGCGCGCCCAUAUAUGCUAAAGAAUCAUAUCUGUCGGGCAGAACGUGGAAAGCCCUAGAUACUUACAUAUCACACGUUUCAAUAUUGUGGCAGAAUGACCAAGCUAGCCAGACUAAUGCAAAUGACUAUGUUUAGGAUCACAACAUUGAUCCAUGCUUAUCAAUGACAUAUUUAUAUAAUGUCGAAUCUCU